ACGUUUUAAAAAUAUUUUUUACUAGACAAAAAACACGAAUACAUUUGUGUCAAGUAUGCUGAUAACUUUAAUUUAUUUUUCUAUCACUGAUGCACGAUUAUACUUUGAGAUAAUAAGUUUAAACUGUGUUUGUCGCAUUUUUGUACCAAUAAAUUUAUAUUAAUAAAUAACAAUAUUUUCUAAAAAUACACUUCAAAAGUGAACGAAGUUAUCAAAACUUAAUUUCGUCUAUUUUAGGUGUCUUUCUUUCUCUUGCUGAACAUUGCGCAGCCAGACGAUGAGAGUCCAACUCCAGUCUCCAAGUCCCUUGAUUUGUCAUUAACAUGAUUGUUUAGGCUAAAGCCAAAAGGGUAUCGGUUUGUUUUAACUUAAAUGAGACAUUUAAAGAAUCUUUAUUAAUGUUAUGCAUUUCUGAAACUUGUAUAUAAAAAUAUAAACAAUUAUGAAUAAUAAUAUAUAAUGUCAUGUAUAAGAGUUGGAGAGCAUGAAGAACUUUCUUCUGAUAACCGUGUUUUUUUAACUCAUUGGGUCCCAAAAGAUUGUAACCAAACACGGUAUAGAAAUUAAUGUGGUCAAAAGAGCAUAUCAAUAGCGAAAAGAAAAUGAUUUUUUUGCAUCAUUAUUUAUGUGAGGGUUCUUACAUAAUCGUCUUUUCCUCUCCCUCUCCAAUUAAAUCAUGUCCCCUCGCCAAAUCUAAGAGCCAUAGUCAAGUUAACGUCAUAAGCGAUAACAAUACGUGGGUGAUUACAUCAUUCAGAAUACAGAUGCAGGUCUCACAAAGGCCUUCGGUUAAAAACAGCUCAUAUCAUAUUGGACACGAAUCAGACCUCUAAUGUCCCCAGCUCACAGUAGAUUGAUGAUCCAUUUGAUUAUUAUUACCAUCUCCUUUCCUUUCCCAUGGCCACCAACCCGUCAACAGCAUGCAAAUUUCCCAUGCAAUUACGUAUAUGCUAAUCAUGACAACGUCACUUACAUACAUAUCAGAGUUACAUAUAUCAAAAUAAUAACUUCAAUUUUCUCACAUCCAUCUCUCUUACAUUUUCUUCAAAUAUAUUUUUUUUCUUGGGUGUGAGAGAAUCAAUUUUGACAUAAAAGGUUGCAUUCAAUAUAUCCAUUAAUAUUACCUAUCCAAAUCGGCUCACGUGUUCAACACGUGAGACUCACAACACCAUUUCCUCAGGUAAUUGUCCACACUGCAACACUCACUACCUUCGGUACUGCCUACUUGUCCUCAUCCUUUAACGUAUUUAUUGGUUGAAUUUCCUAAGCUUAAUUUGCCGAAUAAACCUUACCCUUCUACCACCGCCAUUCUAGUAGCUUCAUGCACGGGUAUAUAAGCACACAUUUUAUCAAUAUUCAAGCAAAUCUUAUAUUCUUAUCAAUUGUUUUUGUUCAAGCACGACUAAAAACACCUUUUUCGUCAUACCAACAUUUACAGAAGCAAGGAAUAAUCCACAGGAAUCAUGGUGGAGAUUCACGAAGAAAUCAACCCCUUUGAUGAAGAAAAAGAUGAAGAGAAUGAAGAGGAGGAAAUUGGCUAUGACGAGCUGAAGAAGCGAAUGUGGAAGGAUCGUAUCCUGCUGCAGAAGCUAAAGGAAAAACGCCACAAAGAAGAGCCAGACCAAGAAGCAAAACAAGAAGCAACAAGGCGUAAGAAGAUGUCAAGAGCACAAGAUUCAAUCCUAAAGUAUAUGGUAAAGAUUAUGGAAAUUUGCAACGCUCAAGGGUUUGUGUACGGGAUUGUGCCAGAAAAGGGUAAGCCAAUGGCAGGUUCUUCUGACAGCUUGCGUGAGUGGUGGAAAGAAAAAGUCAAAUUCGAUCAAAACGCUCCAAGUGCCAUUGCAAAAUACAUGCCACUCCUUGGGACAAAUGAGUUGGAUCCAACUUCCUAUAUACAUCUCCUUAAUGAUUUGCAAGACACUACUUUGAGUUCUCUCCUUUCUGCUCUCAUGCAACAUUGUAUACCUCCCCAAAGAAGGUUCCCUCUUGAAAGAGGCUUGGCUCCACCUUGGUGGCCCACUGGAUCAGAAAAUUGGUGGGGUGAACAAGGCCUUCUGGCCCAUGAACAUGGCCCACCUCCUUAUAAGAAACCCCAUGACCUAAAAAAGGCUUGGAAAGUUUCUGUUUUGGCUGCAGUCAUCAAACACAUGUCUCCUGAUUUCGAUAAACUGAGAAGGUUGGUGACUCAGUCCAAGACUUUGCAAGAUAAGAUGACAGCCAAGGACACAGAAACUUGGUCAAAGGUUAUGAACCAAGAAGCAGCUUUGCUGCAAUUGACUAACAAGUGCCUCAAGAUAUCUCCAUCAAAGGAAGAUGAAAACGAAUGUGAAAGUUCUACUACCCAUGAAAGGAGACAUGUGGCUGAGUUGAAUGAUUAUGACUCUUAUUUAUUUGGCAGCAGUGAGAAACGGAAGAGUGUGUUUGAUUUAGAUGCUGCUGUUGAUAAGCUUUAUGGUUGCCAAUAUGCCCAGUGUCCACAAAGUGAAUUGUGUAUGGGAUUCCCGGACAAAAACUCAAGAAUGAACCAUGAAUCCCUCUGUGCUUACCGCACAGAACAAAACCUUGAUCUGAUCCACGAUUAUCUGUCCAAUGACACACAAAUGCCAAGUGUAGAUGAUUGGAUGAGCAUGGGGGUAGCAAGAGCUAAUAAUCAGAAUGAGAAUGACCUUGUUGUGCAUCUGAAUGAUCGGUUAAGAGAGAUUGCGGGUAGGACAGCAGAAGAUUAUGAAAGCUUAUGGAUAAAUGGCAUUGACCAUCUUGAAUUGCAAGCGGCAUUGGAGAUGGCAAGAGAUAGCAUGGGCUUGAAUCAAAAUCCAGUGCAAGAGAUCCCACAAGGCCAAGAAGAAACCUCUAUUUGGGACUUGACAUACAAAUAA
Abrus precatorius (Indian licorice) is the source of this 2876-nucleotide messenger RNA. RefSeq names its product putative ETHYLENE INSENSITIVE 3-like 4 protein. Gene Ontology annotation, cellular component: nucleus. Lineage: Eukaryota; Viridiplantae; Streptophyta; Magnoliopsida; Fabales; Fabaceae. The coding region runs from base 1464 to 2876 and encodes 470 amino acids. The transcript has a single exon. The record is from RefSeq and is a predicted model, not a curated record. Gene Ontology annotation, molecular function: DNA binding; DNA-binding transcription factor activity.